Messenger RNA from Amphibalanus amphitrite, 501 nucleotides. Its product is annotated as keratin-associated protein 21-1-like. Bases 1 to 501 code for a protein of 166 amino acids. The transcript has 3 exons. The record is from RefSeq and is a predicted model, not a curated record. Lineage: Eukaryota; Metazoa; Arthropoda; Thecostraca; Balanomorpha; Balanidae.
AUGCUGGACAGGCUGGACACCGUUAAUGUGACCAAAAAAGACGACCAAAGCUACGGCCAUGGUGGCUACGCCCCGAUUCACGGCGGCUACGCCCCGAUUCACGGCGGCUACGCCCCGAGCCACGCCGCCGGCUACGGCCUGGGCCACGGCGUCGGCUACGCCCCGAGCCACGGCGUCGGCUACGCCCCGAGCCAUGGCGCCGGCUACGGCCUGGGCCACGUCACCUACGCCCCGACCCACGGCGUAGGCUACGGGCUGGGCCACGGCGCCGGGUACGGCUACGGCGGCUACGGCGGCCAGAAGGGCUACGGCGUUCAGAAGGGCUACCACACGGUCAUCAUUGAAGAGAUCAAGGGCGGCCAGGGAGGAGGCAAGGGAGGCCACAAGGGAGGAAAGGGAGGAAAGGGUGGCGGAUUCGGUGAGGGUCACGAGUUCAUCGGCGUGCUCCGGCACAAGGUGGUUCAUCACCACAGCUACGGAGCUCCCAUUGAGCCGAGUUAG